CUCGCGCCCCGCCCCCGCCUCCCCUGGCCCCGAGUCCCCUGGGCCCACCCGCUUGCGACAGCCCUCCUCCUGCCGGUGCUCCCUCCCUUCGACUCCCGCUCCCCAGGGAGCGGCGGAGGCGGCGGGAUGGCCAGGGCCCGCGGCCAGGCCCCGGGGAGCGGCGGGCGGCGGCGACCGCGGCGGGGAAGCCCGGGGACCGGGCCCCGGGGGGAGUCGGCCGGUCUGCUGCUGCUCCUGCUGCAGGUGCUGCCGCCCGGGGCAGCGGCAGGCUCGGGGCGCCGGGGCACUCGGGGGCCUGGCGGCGGCUGCGUCUGCUGGCCCGGCGCCGGCCCGACUCUACCCCGGGACGCGCGACUGCUGCUGUUGCUGCCGCCCCGGCCGCCACCGCCGCCGCCGCCGCCGAGCUCUACAGCCGCAGUCUCCCCCUCUCGGAUGGACACUCUGCCCCGCGGUGGGCUCCACCUGAAAGAGGAGCCGCUGCUGCCUUCCAGCCUGGGCUCCGUGCGCUCCUGGAUGCAGAGCGCGGGCAUCCUGGACUCCAGCACCGCGGCGCAGAGUGGCGUGGGCCUGGCAAGAGCACAUUUUGAAAAGCAGCCCCCCUCCAACCUCAGGAAGUCCAACUUCUUCCACUUCGUGCUGGCCAUGUACGACCGGCAGGGGCAGCCCGUGGAGGUGGAGCGCACAGCCUUCAUCGACUUCGUGGAAAAGGAUCGAGAGCCUGGGACAGAGAAAACAAACAACGGGAUCCAUUACCGCCUUCGGCUGGUGUAUAACAAUGGCCUGCGGACAGAGCAAGACCUCUAUGUGCGUCUCAUUGACUCCAUGUCAAAGCAGGCUAUCAUCUAUGAGGGGCAGGACAAGAAUCCUGAAAUGUGCCGAGUGCUGCUCACGCACGAGAUCAUGUGCAGCCGGUGCUGUGACCGCAAGAGCUGUGGCAACCGGAAUGAGACGCCUUCAGAUCCAGUCAUUAUCGACAGGUUCUUCCUCAAAUUCUUUCUCAAAUGCAACCAGAACUGCUUGAAGAAUGCAGGGAAUCCCCGAGACAUGCGCCGCUUCCAGGUGGUGGUGUCCACGACAGUGAGUGUGGACGGACACGUGCUGGCCGUGUCUGACAACAUGUUUGUGCACAACAACUCCAAACAUGGCCGCAGGGCCCGGCGCCUGGAUCCUUCUGAAGCUGCCACCCCCUGCAUCAAGGCCAUCAGCCCCGGGGAGGGCUGGACCACGGGAGGCGCCACUGUCAUUAUCAUCGGAGACAACUUCUUCGACGGGUUGCAGGUCGUGUUUGGCAGCGUGCUCCUGUGGAGCGAGCUCAUCACUCCCCACGCCAUCCGGGUGCAGACACCGCCACGACACAUCCCUGGGGUGGUAGAAGUGACCCUCUCCUACAAGUCCAAGCAGUUUUGUAAAGGAGCCCCCGGUCGCUUUGUCUACACAGCCCUAAAUGAGCCUACCAUUGACUACGGAUUCCAGAGGCUACAAAAAGUCAUUCCCAGACACCCAGGGGACCCUGAGAGGCUGCCUAAGGAAGUGCUGCUGAAACGGGCGGCUGAUUUGGCGGAGGCCCUGUACGGAGUGCCCAGCAGUAACCAGGAGCUCCUCCUGAAGCGUGCGGCGGACGUGGCCGAGGCUCUGUACAGCGCCCCGCGCGCACCUGCACCCCUCGGACCCCUGGCCCCUAGCCACCCACACCCCGCCGUCGUGGGCAUCAACGCCUUCAGCAGCCCCCUGGCCAUCGCCGUCGGGGAUGCCACCCCGGAGCCGGGCUAUGCCCGCAGCUGCGGCAGCGCGUCGCCCCGGUUCGCGCCCAGCCCUGGCUCUCAGCAGAGCAGCUAUGGCAGUGGCCUUGGAGCUGGUCUCGGCAGCUACGGUGCGCCGAGUGUCACUGGCCUCGGCGUGCCCGGGUCCCCUAGCUUCCUCAAUGGCUCCACCGCAACCUCACCUUUCGCUACCCUCCCAUGAUUGUGGAGCCGCCCUUAAUUAGGGGGACCUCUGCUGAAACCUGAUGGACAGCAACCUUUUGGUCCUUCGCCGGGACUUCGGGAGGAGGCUGGCGGCCCCUGCUGGAAGCCUAAGGAAACUCUAGAGACUCGGGCUUCCAGCGCCCCGCAGCCCCGGGAUGUGUGGCUCCGGGUUUCAGCAGCACUUCCUGGGGCAGGGGAGGAAACGGUGGACCGAGUGGCGGCCCCUAGGGGCUCGGCGGGGCCCUGGAGGAGCUUCCUCACCCCCUCACCCAUAGGACACUUAUUCCUGUCCCGUCCCUCUGAGUGCCUUGUCCCUCAUGUUCUCCCAGAUGGUUCAGGCAAAACGAGAAUUCCUUGUCAUCAGGACUGAAUUCAGACUUGAGUGUUUUAGCCAGGAGCUGACAGACUUUCAACAGGUUGCACCUUUCAGUAAAACAAGAUCAACAACACCCCCCAGCCCCACCUCAGAUAGCUCUUGUAUCUGAAUAUGUCUCUAGAAAAGCAGACAAAGUUCAGAAAGAACGUUAUGAUUUUGUAGGCCCAAUCUGAAUGGUAGUUGCUUGGCAUCUUGGGUUAAGGUAGCUCUCUGAUAGAUGGAUGGGCGGUGGAUUUUUAUGCCUUAUCAUUUCACACUGCCUGCUAGUCUCUUGCAAUACCGAUGGCUGCUUGGUGGGUACUUAUAAUCCACAUGAUGAGAGCACUAAGCUUGGGGGUUCUCUGUGUACCCUUUCUCACCAGCAAAAACUCCUCUACCAGUCACAAUAGAGGUUGUCCCUUAGGGCCUGGGGCACUACUGAAUCUGAGAAAUAGUGACAUCUGCCAAAGGAGGAGCUUUUGUGGCUCUACCUGCCGUUCCCACCCUUCUGCCUCUUCAUUACCUAAAAUAACUGUCUAGCCCCCUGCCUAGCUUUCCUUACCAGGGCUGCUGCUCUCACUGGCUACAAAUCCAGCCUGGCACUCUCCUUUGACCUUGACUUAAUUUGUGGAACCCAAUGUCCCCCCCCCCAAACCAGAGUACACACAGGCUGUUUCCUGUGUCCCCCCCCCCCCAGGCCGGUCUCUCCUGGCGCCUAGCCAGCUUCUACUACUCCGCAUCCCUUUCGUUCUAAGACCGUGACCUCCCAGCCUUCUGGUUUCCGUUGUAUUGGACUCUCUCGCCCUUUUCCAGACACACAGCAGUGUGUCAGCAGUGAAAGGGGGCUGCCCCAGUGCACAGUCUCUCCGGGGUCACCCUAGUCAGCCAGACCAGAACUUCCAAAGUCACUCACCCUCAGCAGGGUCACUUGGGGCGCUACCUAGGCCUGUUCCCAUCUCAGAAAGUGUUUACUCAGGCCCACAUCCAUUCCCCCUGAGUGUGGGGUGCUUUGUGACACACUUACAUAAAGUGUCCUCACUGAGUUUGCCAGGAUGCCCCUAAAAUGUCGUCAGAAUUGUCCUACUCAGAGGAUCUAGGGCUGUCUUUGUAGAGCUCCUUAACUCUGCAAAAUGUGGGUAUUAGUUCUCUGGGCCUUGGCAGACACCACAAAUAUUCCUUUUUAUAUAACAGGUGUUAAGCACUCCGUAAUGCCCAGGUCUUUACCAGGAAGCACUGAGCAUUUUUCUCUAGGAGAUGGUGACCGCAGGCUAAGGAUGUUGAGAAUAGGAUACUAUUGCAAUCAUUUUUAUACCCACAGUCAGCGAAUGGGUGUUCUGAUGUCAAAGUAGCCUUCUCAGCCACAGAUUUCUUCUAGGAAGUCUGUACCUGCUGUCCCUUGCCUGCUGGUUGGAGGAGAUUAAAAAUCCUACCUGCUGGUCUUUAGAAGAUCAAAGCCGGGAAUUGGUUCAGAUGAAAACAUAGAAGGUGGAACUGAGAUGCGCUACACACAGGAGCCCUAGCAGAUACAAGAGGCUCCCGGGGUCUAGGCUGGAGAUGGCAGGGCCUUGAAUUAAAGUGGAAGAAAUAGUGCCCAGGGUUGGGGAGCAGAAAAGCAAAGUGCAGGGCACAUUGCGUAGGAACAUUCAGUAGAGAUGAACUAGGGGCUUGUGUGAGCUGUCGUCCAUGGUAGAGCAGCUUUAGACAGGAGGGUGCGUAUAGGCUUCACAGACACCAAAACUUCAUCCGUGUCUCUUUACUCCGGCUUUGAUGUGACCCUUGACCUUUGAGCGUAGCCUUGGCAGUGCAGCCCCAUAAACAUUCCCUAGCGUUUCAGAGCUCCUGUGGUGUUCAGCAGGAAUCCCACCUUUCCAUCUCUUUCUUAUCUCCCAUCUUUGAGAGCACUGCCCACUACUUGUUUUUUGUUUCGUUUUCCCUGGGCCUGAUCCUGUCAUCUCCAGCCCUGAAAAUGGUGCUCAGAACACCUGAAAAGGCCAGGGCUGGUCCAGCACCCAGCAGCUGCCAUCUUACCUCUAGACAUUAUCUUGUCCUGGUCUUCUCAGGACCCCCAUAGCCCCCAGGGAGGUCUGAGCCUGCAGCCUGGUCAACAACCCACACGGGACUCACUGCCCACGCGGCACCCCAACCCUGCUGCUCACUCUGGUGCUGUCUUCCUGUUGUGUCUCCCACUGCCUUCCUUGCUGCACCUGCCCCUUCCUCGCCCCGCAGUCAUGCCCUCUAGCCCCCCGCUGGCGGCUGCCUCCUCCAUGUCCCUCCCGGCCGCUGCCCCCACCACCAGCGUCUUCUCCUUCUCGCCUGUCAACAUGAUCUCCGCUGUCAAACAGAGGAGCGCCUUCGCCCCUGUGCUGCGC
Molecule: messenger RNA, 4688 nt
Organism: Alexandromys fortis (reed vole)
Lineage: Eukaryota; Metazoa; Chordata; Mammalia; Rodentia; Cricetidae
Gene: Ebf4
Product: EBF family member 4
Exons: 16
Coding region: 127-1962 (611 amino acids)
Biological process (GO): regulation of transcription by RNA polymerase II
Molecular function (GO): RNA polymerase II cis-regulatory region sequence-specific DNA binding; DNA-binding transcription factor activity, RNA polymerase II-specific
Source: RefSeq, a predicted model, not a curated record